Molecule: messenger RNA, 895 nt
Organism: Cadophora gregata
Lineage: Eukaryota; Fungi; Ascomycota; Leotiomycetes; Helotiales; Ploettnerulaceae
Gene: MBF1
Product: multiprotein-bridging factor 1
Exons: 2
Coding region: 193-657 (154 amino acids)
Cellular component (GO): nucleus
Molecular function (GO): DNA binding
Source: RefSeq, a predicted model, not a curated record
CUCAUCCUCACCUUCUGUUCUUUUGAAUUCCAUUUGAUCAACAACUUCAAUCAUCUUCACUACCACCAUACACCCACGACUAAGUAGAAAUACUCCUUCGCCACAAACACAAUAUAUCCCUCGCUCCUUCAUCAACACCAACAAAACCCCGUACAUACCCACAAAGCAAAACAAACACCCCCAUACGCAACCAUGUCUGAAGAUUGGGAUACCGUCACCAAGAUUGGAAGCAAGACCCGCGGAGGCGGUGCUGCGCGUGAGACCGUCGUCCGUGGGAAGUCUGCUCUCAAUGCUGCCCAGAGAAGUGGUGCUGUUAUCGGUACGGAGAAGAAGUUUGGCGCUGGAAACUCUGCCUCCAAACCCGGCGUCGAAGGCCAGCACCUCACAAAAGUCGACCGCAGCGACGACAUCGUCAAGCCCACCACCGUUGGCAAGGAAGUCGGCACCGCCAUCUCCAACCAGCGGCAGCAGAUGAACCCAAAGAUGACCCAGAAGGACCUGGCUACCAAGUGCAACACGACGCAGAGUAUCGUUGCCGACUUUGAGAGAGGCUCUGCGGCCCCGGAUCAGAAGAUCCUUGCUGCGAUGGAGAGAGUUCUGGGCAUUAAGUUGAGAGGAAGUGAUAUCGGAAAGCCGAGAUUUGGUCCGAAGAAGUAGAAGGCUUGAGGGUAGGUAUGGGGAUGGGAAUGGAUAUGGUGGGGGAUGGGCUUCGGGACGAUUGAAUGGAGUUGUGGGGAUUAUCCGAAGGUUGAUGGCGAACUGAUGAUGGUUCUUGCAUGAUUUUACGAAUGAAUGCGAGGGAAUUGAUUAUGGUUUGUGCGACGGGAAAAAUUGAGCAAUGGACUUAUGCUUUUGAUUAUGAAAUCACCAGGCAGGAAUAGAGCAAAAUGAUCAU